Rotaria socialis is the source of this 444-nucleotide messenger RNA. Lineage: Eukaryota; Metazoa; Rotifera; Eurotatoria; Philodinida; Philodinidae. The record is from the annotation of a GenBank genome assembly.
AUGCUAGAGGAUAUGAAUAAUCAAAGUGAUGCAUUGAUGUAUUUAACACGUGCAUUUGAAAUGUAUGAUAAGGCAUUAGCCGAGACGGAACUGAAUGAAANAAUUGCAUUUUCUAGUAUUGGCAUUGAAAAGGUUGGUGUUAAACAUUUUCAGCGUGUGCUUAUCAUGAAAAGAAAAUGUCUUCCACGUGAUCAUCCUGAUUUCGCCACCAUAUAUAAUAGUAUGGCUCUCAAUUACUGUAAUUUGAAAAAACAUUUGUUGGUAUUGAGAUAUUCAUUCAAAGCGCGUCGUCUUCUCAAACGAAUUAAAGUAUUGAAUUAUCCAGAUAUGGCUGGAAAUCUGAAGAGUUUUAGCGAUGGUCUAUUCAAAUAUCGGUUGUUAUCGAAGAGCGAUGCAUUGUCUUCGUCGAGCAGAGAAGUUAAUAAAGCGAUUAACAUCGAAUGA